AUGGUAAAUAGUUUUAUUUUAAGUGUUUUAGUAACAAUAGUUUUUAUUUCUAUUACUCAAUCAUUUUGCUGUAAAAAAAAAGAUAAUAAUAGUAGAAGGACAAUUGAAAUUAAAGUGUCAAAUCCACAACUUAUUAAUCCACGUAGUAAAGAUGUAAACAGUAUUAAGUCAGAAAAAAGUAGUGAACAACUAUCUAAAGAAGAAAAGAAAUAA
Messenger RNA from Strongyloides ratti, 213 nucleotides. RefSeq lists its product as hypothetical. NCBI's taxonomy places the organism in Eukaryota, Metazoa, Nematoda, Chromadorea, Rhabditida, Strongyloididae. The record is from RefSeq and is a predicted model, not a curated record. The coding region runs from base 1 to 213 and encodes 70 amino acids. The transcript has a single exon.